CUCCUAGUCAUCCCUUCCAUUUCGCACCCCGUUUCGUCCUAAAAAUGUCCGAGAAAAUCGAGGAGACAGCUCCGGCACGGUCAUCGCCUCCAAAGUCCCCAGAUGAGCCUGCUGCUGCCGUGACAGAGCCCUCGACCCUUCUUCCGCCCCAGCACUGGGUCGAGACAGCAGAAGAUGAUGAUGAUGCCGACUCAGCCCUGGGAGACACACAAAGCUCAACAGCGUCUGUCACCUCUAACAUCCUCAAUUACAGGACCAUCCUUGGUCGGAGAUUCCAUAGCGAACAGGGAGAUGCGCAUUACUGGGGAUCUAAUGACGAAAAGCAAAACGAAGCUGCAGAUAUCAAUCACCAUGUUCAGACCCUAGGUCUCGACGGCAAGCUCUUCCUUGCACCUCUUGAUGAGAAUAAAAUCAAGACAGUGGUAGACAUCGGGACGGGAACAGGAAUCUGGGCUAUUGACUUCGCCGAUGAAUACCCUGGUGCUGAGGUCAUCGGGACAGACAUCUCACCCAUUCAACCGAGCUGGGUUCCCCCAAAUCUUCAAUUUCAAAUUGACGACUGCACCCAAGAGUGGACUUUUGCCCCUGAUUCCCUCGACUACGUGCACAUUCGUUUCUUGAGCGGCUGCAUCGCCGACUGGACUGCUCUGUUCAAGCAAGCCUACAAAUGCCUCAAACCUGGUGGAAUUAUCGAAACCAUGGAGCCAUCAGCAAACAUAGAGAGUGACGAUGGCACUGUUGAAGAAAGCAGUGCCAUGGGGCAGUGGGGUAAGAUAUUCAUCGAAGGUGGCCAAAAGAUCGGCCGGACAUUCACAGUCUUUCAAGACAAUGUCCAGAGCAAGUCUUUGGAAGAAGCUGGUUUUGUCGAUCUGCAUGAGCACCAGUACAAGUCACCGAUUGGCCAAUGGCCAAAAGACCCAAAGCUUCGAGAGAUCGGGCAAUAUGUUCAACUGACCAUGGAAGCCGACUUUGAGGGGCUGAUUGUCUUCAUGACCAAUGUUCUGGGGGACUGGACCAAAGAGGACAUUCAGGUUUACAUUUCUCAUCUGCGGCGCGAAAUUCGGUCUGGAAAGAAACAUGGCUGGUAUUGGCAAAAGAUCGUCUGGGCCCGAAAACCGGAAUAGACAUAAAUUUCCUCAUUUAGCUUUUAUUCCAAGAGAUUUCUGUCAUUUUCCUUUCACAUGUAACAUCUUAUCAACGCAGCUAACGACGCGAGCGCGUGAUGGAACUGCAGCUCUGCUACUUUUGUCUGCAAUG
Ilyonectria robusta is the source of this 1257-nucleotide messenger RNA. Its product is annotated as S-adenosyl-L-methionine-dependent methyltransferase. The transcript is spliced from 9 exons. The record is from RefSeq and is a predicted model, not a curated record. Gene Ontology annotation, molecular function: methyltransferase activity. NCBI's taxonomy places the organism in Eukaryota, Fungi, Ascomycota, Sordariomycetes, Hypocreales, Nectriaceae. Bases 45 to 1124 code for a protein of 359 amino acids.